Molecule: messenger RNA, 1341 nt
Organism: Cladophialophora psammophila CBS 110553
Lineage: Eukaryota; Fungi; Ascomycota; Eurotiomycetes; Chaetothyriales; Herpotrichiellaceae
Exons: 7
Coding region: 1-1341 (446 amino acids)
Source: RefSeq, a predicted model, not a curated record
AUGCCUCCAGUCAGCGGCGCAAAUGGUACCACCCAUUCUUGGGCAGCAUUGCCUCAAGCCAUGUCCAAGGCGAUCUCCUCUCUCAACAAGACGUUAGACAAAGAUCCCCAAUGGCAAGCCUUCAUCGACACCAAAGCCAUCAUUGAACCUGUGACAAUGGGUGUCCAGAGUCUUGGAGGAGAAGAGGCUAUCCUUGUCUCGGUGUCUCCCGGUGCCAAAACCACAACUUCGACCGGAUCUGCUUCCGAGGCAGAUUUUGUUCUUCGGGCCCAACCCGAACAGUGGGAGAAAUUCUUUGCUGCCGAUCCCGUGGCCCCCUAUACCAGCUUUGUUGGGUUACAGGGCAUGAAUAUAGUGCAGGAGGGAGUCGGCGUCGAUGGAGAUCAGGUGAAGUUCGCCCAAUUCUGCCACUUGGCUACCCGUCUUCUCGAACUCCUCCGAGAAGGCCAGAACGGGCCCUUGAACGAAGACGAGCAACCAGAGACCGAUGAAGACCACCUGACAGGCAAAUACAUCUACAUCAACGCUCCCGUCUGGGGGCGCACAAAGGUUUUCUAUGAAACUUCGGGCAAUGGGCCUCAGCAGAUCGUGUUUCUCCAUACUGCAGGAAGUGACAGUCGACAAUACCACGGUGUGAUGAACGACGCCCGGAUGCGCGAGAAAUGCACUAUGAUCGCCUUCGACUUACCCGCUCAUGGAAGGAGUUUCCCUGGGAGCAACCAUAUCCCGGGAAACCAUACGAAUAGCGAAGAUGCCUAUGUUGGCACCAUCAGGGAGAUGGUCAAGGCCCUGAAACUUAACAAGCCUAUCAUCUGCGGCGCCAGCAUGGCGGGGCAGGUGUGUGUAGCUGUCGCAAUCAGGGCAGAGGAAGUCGGCGCAGGAGGCACCAUUCCUCUCCAGGGAUGCGACUAUUUGACCAUGGAUCGGCAGUUUAAUGACAAGAGCCCCGUGUGCAACCAAGCCCUGUUCAACCCGGAUUGGGUCUAUGGCUUGAUGGCACCCAAGAGCCCCAAGGUCAAUAAGUUGCUUAUCUGGCAUUUGUACUCCGGUCAAGCAUAUGGCAUCUUCCACGGCGAUUUGGACUUUUACUUUGGUGGCUUUGACGCUCGUGAUCGUGUCUCUUCUAUCGACGUGAGGAAAUGUCCCAUCUACUUCCUCACUGGCGAAUAUGACUGGUCCACGACGCCAGAGAUGUCACAAGCGACGGCGAAGAAGAUCCACGGCUCGAAUUUCAAGGCCAUGAAGGGGCUGGGGCAUUUCCCUGCUACGGAGGAUAGCCAGAAAUUCGUUCCGUAUCUGCUCGACGCGAUCGACUGGAUCCAGAAGACCCGCACGUCCUAA